AGGGACAUGUGUCUUAAUGAGCACGACGCAGCCGAGAAGGAAACCUGCCACUAUUGACUUUCCUAAAGGAGAUUAGAGGGGGGGAAAUAUAUCUAUAUAGCAGGCUUUGGCCCUGAAUCUCUCUGCAGCCCUGUGGCCUGGAGAGUUCAACUCCAGACACGCAGGAGAUGAGCUUCACCGAGAUGAGGAGAAGGGGCUUCUACAGGCAGGAAGUAAACAAAAUUUUCUGGGAGCUUCCUAGACGAUAUACUUCCAUCAACCCCAUAGGAUCUGGGGCUUAUGGCUCUGUCUGCUCAGCGAUAGAUAAGAAAACAGGAGAGAAAGUGGCUAUCAAGAAGCUCUGCCGCCCAUUCCAAUCCGAGAUCUUUGCCAAGCGAGCGUAUCGAGAACUCACACUGCUGAAGCACAUGCAGCAUGAGAAUGUCAUUGGAUUACUUGAUGUCUUCACUUCAGCUACUGCCUUUGAUGGAUUCCAGGACUUCUAUCUUGUGAUGCCAUACAUGCGAACAGAUUUACAAAAGAUCAUGGGACACCAGUUCAGUGAGGAAAAGAUCCAGUACCUGAUCUACCAGGUAUUGAAAGGAUUGAAGUAUAUUCAUUCUGCUGGAAUCAUUCACAGGGAUCUGAAGCCUGGCAAUUUAGCAGUGAAUGAAGAUUGUGAACUGAAGAUCUUGGACUUUGGCUUGGCAAGGCAUGCAGACACUGAGAUGACAGGCUAUGUGGUGACGCGUUGGUACAGAGCACCAGAAGUGAUACUGAACUGGAUGCAUUACAACCAGACAGUGGACAUCUGGUCUGUUGGCUGUAUCAUGGCAGAAAUGUUGACUGGGAAGACUCUGUUUAAAGGUAAAGACUAUCUAGAUCAGCUGACUCAGAUCAUGAAAGUGACAGGAAGCCCUGGAGAAGAGUUUGUGCAGAAGCUGGAAGACAAAGCGGCUAAAAGCUACAUAGAGAUGCUCCCCAAGAUUCCAAAAAUGGACUUGUCUCUACUUUGUCCCAAAGCCAGUCCUCUGGCCGUGGACUUGCUUGACCAAAUGUUGCAGCUGGAUGUGGGAAAGCGUCUUACAGCCACCCAAGCUCUGGCCCAUGCAUACUUCAACCCGUUUAGAGAUGUUGAGGAGGAGACAGAGGCGCAGCACUCCUAUGACGAUUCCAUUGAGGGUGAAAAGCUUUCAAUCAAUGAAUGGAGAAGGCAUAUUUACAACGAAAUACUGUCAUUCAGCCCAAUUGCACGGAAAGACUCCAAGAGAAGAAGUGGAAUGACGUUGUGAGCGCUGGCAUGCCCAACUCUGGACUGUCUUUCCCAUGAUACAUCAGUAUUUUGACCCCAACCAAGAGUAAAUAUUCAUCAGCGUGAAAAAAGUCUGUGUAGGACACAAGGACACUGAGUGUAUAAGGAGAGUUCAGCCUUAGUCUGAAGGCCAGAACUGCACAAGCAACAUCUUUCAGUGCCAAAAAUGAAGAUGCUUCUUAUUAAAGCACUUUGUGAUAAA
Molecule: messenger RNA, 1493 nt
Organism: Elgaria multicarinata webbii
Lineage: Eukaryota; Metazoa; Chordata; Lepidosauria; Squamata; Anguidae
Gene: MAPK13
Product: mitogen-activated protein kinase 13
Exons: 12
Coding region: 168-1271 (367 amino acids)
Biological process (GO): intracellular signal transduction; protein phosphorylation
Cellular component (GO): nucleus; cytoplasm
Molecular function (GO): MAP kinase activity; ATP binding
Source: RefSeq, a predicted model, not a curated record